Messenger RNA from Microtus oregoni (creeping vole), 2072 nucleotides. RefSeq names its product mono-ADP ribosylhydrolase 2 (gene Macrod2). Gene Ontology annotation, molecular function: ADP-ribosylglutamate-[protein] hydrolase activity. Lineage: Eukaryota; Metazoa; Chordata; Mammalia; Rodentia; Cricetidae. Gene Ontology annotation, biological process: peptidyl-glutamate ADP-deribosylation; purine nucleoside metabolic process; DNA damage response. Bases 246 to 1628 code for a protein of 460 amino acids. The record is from RefSeq and is a predicted model, not a curated record. Gene Ontology annotation, cellular component: nucleoplasm. The transcript is spliced from 19 exons.
UUAGCGCGAGGCGUGACCUAGUUGACAGGCUCUGAGGUGCUGCUGUGGCGGCGGCCGCGGGGCAGAGCGGGCGGGCUGAGGGGAGGAGGGCGGCGACGGGCGAGCGGCUGGCUAGCAGAGCCUUUGCACUUUUCCCACCCGAGUGUCCCCUCCAUUUCCUGCCCCCCCCCCCCACACUCCACACACCCUGUCUGCCCGUGAGCCUGGGGAACUUGCAGCUUAAAGCCAGCCACCCCCACGGCAGCAUGUACCCCAGCAACAAGAAGAAAAAGGUGUGGAGAGAGGAGAAAGAACGUUUGCUGAAGAUGACCUUAGAGGAGAGACGCAAAGAAUACAUAAGGGACUAUGUUCCUCUGAGCACCAUCGUGUCAUGGAAGGAGGAGAUGAGGAGCAAGGGCCAAAAUGAUGAAGAAAACACUCAGGAAACGCCACAAAUGAAGAAAAGUUUCAGUGAAAAGGUUUCUCUCUACAGGGGUGACAUCACAUUGCUAGAGGUGGACGCAAUAGUCAAUGCGGCAAAUGCCAGUCUUCUUGGAGGAGGAGGUGUGGAUGGCUGCAUCCAUAGAGCGGCUGGUCCCUGUUUGUUAGCUGAGUGUCGGACCCUGAAUGGCUGUGAGACUGGACACGCAAAAAUCACAUGCGGCUAUGACCUCCCUGCAAAGUAUGUCAUCCAUACCGUAGGGCCAAUAGCCAGAGGCCACAUUAAUGGUUCCCACAAGGAAGACCUUGCAAAUUGCUAUCAAUCAUCCUUGAAGCUGGUGAAAGAAAAUAAUCUCCGAUCAGUUGCAUUUCCCUGCAUCUCAACAGGCAUUUACGGUUUUCCAAAUGAGCCUGCUGCAGUCAUUGCCCUAGACACGAUUAAGGAAUGGCUGGCCAAGAAUCACCAGGAGGUGGACCGAAUCAUCUUCUGUGUCUUCCUAGAAGUUGACUUCAAAAUCUAUAAGAAGAAAAUGAGCGAGUUCUUCCCUGUUGAUGAUAACAACGAGGGAGCAGCUGACGUUGACAUGAAAGAAGAUGCAGAAGAGCUUGAGCCUAAAGGCCUUUCCCCACCUCACAAGAAGAGCAAAGCAAAGAAACCAGAAAGUUCAAAGGACUCCAGUGAAGAUGAGAGUGGUCCGGAGGAAAAGCCAACUGCAGGAGAAACGGAAGGGCAGAGCCAAGAAGCAGAUGGUGUCAACACGGCACCUGUGCCCAGUCCUGCUUCGGAAGACACAGUUGAAGUCCGUCAGGAUGAAGAUUCUGCAAAGGAUGACGAUGCUAUAAAAGACAGCGAUGUAGCCAAUCAUGCCGUGUGCGAGCAAGAACUUCCCAAUGGACAAGAGAAUGACUCAACAAAGAGUGAAGUAAAAACUGAGACAGAGUCCCCAAGCUCAUCUAUGGAGACAGAAGAGCUUCCUUCAAACCAAGAAGAUGCCACAAUUAUGGAACAACCAGAAGUGAUUCCCCUGACUGAUGAUGACCAAGAAGAUCAGGAAGGUGAAGCUCAAGACGAGGAUGCAUCUUCUGUGUUUGCAAAAAGUCAAGGUUCCAGCGACACAGAAACCACUACAGGUCCUGAUGUUGAAAUGAACAGCCAGGACGACAAUGUAAAUGAGCCAAGAGCGUGUCAGCAAGAAGAUUUCCAAUAGGGCCACAAGAUGAAGCUGAAGCAAAGGAACAAAGAACUGAAGCUAAAUGACAACCCUCAGCAUCGCAAGGCCUGGCCCUGGGGGACUUGGGAAGAAGAUAGUUUGUGCUGUGGCAGAGGGUGGGGGAGGGGGGAGGCGAGUCCGAAGAAGGAAGGGUCCUUUGCUCUAACACUCCAGCUGCAUUUUGUUUUGUUUACCUACAGAAAAGGAAACAGGAAAAAAUUAAAAAAGGAAGAAAGAAAGAAAAAGGAAUAAGAAAGCAAGCUCCCUCCACUUGUAAGAGGCCCCAUGCUAAGGCAAACUUUCAGGCGCUCCGUCCCUUUCAUUGCUGUCUUUUCUCCAUGCCUUACCCUAGGGUUGGUGAUAGGGAUAAGACUCGCCUGUGUCUCCUGGUCCCUGUCUGUUUUCUUGGUUACCUCACAAAGCUGGUCAUAGAGUGAUUUC